This is a messenger RNA of Paramormyrops kingsleyae, 6012 nucleotides long. RefSeq names its product rap guanine nucleotide exchange factor 2. The record is from RefSeq and is a predicted model, not a curated record. Gene Ontology annotation, biological process: small GTPase-mediated signal transduction. NCBI's taxonomy places the organism in Eukaryota, Metazoa, Chordata, Actinopteri, Osteoglossiformes, Mormyridae. Gene Ontology annotation, molecular function: guanyl-nucleotide exchange factor activity; protein binding.
UUGUUCGAUAUUCUUUCGUGAAUUAUAUUGUUGUCAAUGGGCUCGCCCAUACGCUUUUCUCUGUCAGUCACCAUGGUGGCACGAAGCGGAGAGCUUUGGCGAUCGCCUUGUCUUUUUUAAUGACAAACAGUCCCCGGGAUAUAUUACACAUUAUUCUGCGCGUGGCGGUGAGAUAUAUUGGACGUUUGGCUCGUGGCAAAUGGACGGACUGGGAGCGAUUGGGUUUCAGGCGCUUUGAACGGCGCCCUGGACUUGUUUCAAAAGCAGAAUGCAGAAGAAGACGGACGGGCUGCAUAGAUCUUAAGUGGGUUUUUUUUAGCCGCGGUGGAUGACUCGAGGGGGGGGGGAGGAUGUGCUGAAUUUAUUUAAACUCUUGAAGUAAUCGGGGGGACCGCAGAGAUACACCGAGGAGGCCGAUCGUCUUCUGGCAGCAGAUCUAGGUGGAUCCUUUAGCUUUCCUCGGGGAUUGGCUGCGGGGACGAAGCACCCAAACCCCGUGGCUCCGGCUCCGGCUCCGGCUCCGGGGCACGGAGAUCCGCAGAUCGCCGCAUAGCCGGAGCGUUUUGCCGGGGGAAAAGCCAGUAACGGGCAAGGACUGAAGCAGCCCCAGAAGUGGGAGCCGUUUUUGUGUGCGUGUGCGGCGCUGCAUGCUCUUCACGUCCUGCCACCAGAAAGAAUGGCGUCCUACGUGGAUAACAGCUUCCGACAGGCGGUCAUGAAAAACCCGGCCGAAAGGACGCAACAGGACCUGGAGAUCGUCUACUCGUACCUGCACGGAAUGGAGGCCCUGUCCAACCUGAGAGAGCACCAGUUAAGGAUGAUGUGUGAAACUGUGCGGUACGAAAGGCAUGAGGCCAACGCCGUUUUAUACUAUCCCGAUGACAUUGGCACCUGCUGGUACAUCCUCCUGUCUGGCUCCGUGUUCAUCAAGGAGUCCAUGUUCUUGCCGAGAAGCAGCUUCGGCAAGCGUUCGGCUGGCAGUCUGCGCCGUGGCUGUGAGUGCAUCGUGCUGGAGCCCUCAGAGAUGAUUGUGGUCGACUAUAUGGAUGAAAAUGAGGAGUAUUUUCAGCGGCAAGCGUCACACCGACAGUCCCGCAGAAGGUUCCGGAAAAUUAAUCAAAAAGGAGAAAGGCAAACUAUCAUCGAUACGGUUGACCCAUAUCCAGUCGGGAAGCCUCCGUUACCCCGGGCGUACCACACGGAAUGCCCUAAAUCACAGCUUCCCGCCGACUUCACCAAGCUCCACCUGGCCGACGGCCUCCAUCCGCAGGUGACCCCCGUCACCUCCAGUCACUCGGGAUGUAGCAUCACCAGCGAUUCGGGAAGCAGCAGCCUGUCGGACAUCUACCAGGCCACGGAGAACGAGGCCGGAGACAUGGACCUGAGCGGGCUGCCCGAGACCGCCGUGGACUCCGAGGAAGAUGACGACGAGGAAGACAUCGAACGCGCCUCGGACCCCCUCAUGAGCAGGGACAUCGUGCGGGACUGUCUGGAGAAGGACCCCAUGGACAGGACAGACGACGACAUUGAACAAUUACUGGAAUUCAUGCACCAGCUUCCUGCUUUUGCCAACAUGACCAUGUCCGUGCGUCGGGAGCUGUGCGCAGUCAUGGUGUUUGCCGUGGUGGAACGUGCCGGAACCGUCGUGCUCAAUGACGGCGAGGAGCUGGACUCCUGGUCGGUGAUCCUGAAUGGCUCGGUGGAGGUGACCUACCCAGAUGGGCGCGCGGAGAUCCUCUGCAUGGGCAACAGCUUUGGGGUCUCGCCCACCAUGGGGAAGGAGUACAUGAAAGGGGUGAUGAAGACCAAGGUGGACGACUGUCAGUUCGUGUGCAUCGCUCAGCAGGACUACUGCUGCAUCCUCAACCAAGUGGAGAAGAACAUGCAGAAGGUGGAGGAGGAGGGCGAGAUCGUCAUGGUGAAAGAACACCGCGAGCUGGACCGCACCGGUACCCGAAAGGGACACAUUGUCAUCAAGGGGACUACGGAACGACUGACCAUGCAUCUCGUGGAGGAGCAUUCGGUGGUGGACCCCACCUUCAUCGAGGACUUCCUGCUGACGUACAGGACCUUCCUCACCAGCCCCAUGAUUGUGGGGAAGAAUCUCCUGGAAUGGUUUAAUGAUCCCAGCCUCAGGGACAAGGUUACACGGGUAGUGUUGCUGUGGGUAAACAAUCACUUCAAUGACUUCGAAGGGGACCCCGCAAUGACUCGUUUUCUUGAAGAAUUCGAGAAUAAUCUAGAGAGAGAGAAAAUGAGUGGGCAUUUGAGACUGUUAAAUAUUGCCUGUGCUGCCAAAGCCAAACUGAGGGUCGUGACACUCACCAAACCCUCGAGGGACGCCCCGCUGCCCUUCACGCUCCUGGGCGGCUCAGAGAAGGGCUUCCGGAUCUUCAUUGACAGCGUCGAGGCUGGGAGCAAGGCCGCUGAGGCGGGCCUGAAGCGUGGGGAUCAGAUAUUGGAGGUGAAUGGGCAGAACUUCGAGAACGUCCCUCUUUCCAAAGCCACAGAAAUCCUGAAGAACAACACGCACUUGUCUAUCACUGUGAAAACAAACCUGUUAGUGUUCAAGGAGCUUCUUGCCCGGCCGGCGGAGGAGAAGAAGAACGGUGCCCCCCAUCUGCCAAAGAUCGGCGACAUCAAGAAGGCCAGCCGCUUCUCCAUACCAGACUUGGCCGUGGAUGUGGAGCAGGUGAUGGGCCUGGACAAGGCCAACAAGAAGACCAAAGCCAACACCGUUGGUGGAAGGAACAAACUCAAGAAGAUACUCGACAAGACUCGCAUUAGUAUUCUACCCCAGAAGCCGUACAAUGACAUUGGGAUUGGCCAGUCCCAGGAUGACAGCAUAGUCGGCCUCAGGCAGUCCAAGCAGAUUCCUGCUGCUCUUCCUGUCAGCGGGACGCUGUCCUCGAGCAACCCAGAUCUUCUGCAGUCCCACCAUCGUAUCCUGGACUUCAACAACCCGCCUGCCACAGGGCCCAGUAAUUUGCCCGAUCAGGUGCUGAGGGUCUUCAAAGCUGAUCAGCAGAGCCGCUACAUCAUGAUCAGCCGGGAUACGACGGCCAAGGAGGUGGUGGCCCAGGCGAUGCGGGAGUUUACCUUGACGGGCACCGCUGAGGCUUACUCCCUGUGCGAGGUGUCCGUUACCCCCGAGGGCGUCAUCAAGCAGAGGCGGCUGCCCGACCAGCUCUCCAAGCUAGCCGACAGGAUCCAGCUGAGUGGAAGGUACUACCUGAAGAACAACAUGGAAACGGAGACUCUGUGCUCGGAUGAGGAUGCACAGGACCUCCUGAGGGAGAGCCAGAUCUCCCUGCUGCAGCUCAGCACGGUGGAGGUGGCCACACAGCUCUCCAUGAGGAACUUUGAGCUCUUCUGCAACAUCGAGCCCACAGAGUACAUCGAUGACCUCUUCAAGCUCAAGUCCAAGAUGGGUUCUACAAAUCUUAAGAAGUUUGAGGAGCUGAUCAACCAGGAGACCUUCUGGGUGGCCUCAGAGAUUGUACGCGAACCAAACCAGUUGAAGAGGAUGAAGAUCAUCAAGCACUUCAUUAAGAUUGCACUCCACUGCCGCGAGUGCAAGAACUUUAACUCCAUGUUCGCCAUCAUCAGUGGCUUGAAUCUGGCCCCUGUCUCUCGACUGCGAGGCACCUGGGAAAAGCUUCCCAGCAAGUAUGAGAAGCUCUUCCAAGACCUUCAAGAUCUCUUUGACCCUUCCAGAAAUAUGGCCAAGUACCGCAACGUUCUAAACAAUCAGAACCUCCAGCCUCCCAUAAUCCCCCUCUUCCCAGUCAUCAAGAAGGACCUUACUUUCCUCCAUGAAGGCAACGAUUCUAAAGUCGAUGGAUUGGUGAAUUUCGAGAAGCUGAGGAUGAUCGCAAAAGAGAUCAGGCACGUCGGGCGGAUGGCAUCUGUAAACAUGGAUCCUGCACUCAUGUUCAGAACGAGGAAGAAGAAGUGGAGAAGUUUGGGGUCCCUCAGCCAGGGCAGCGGUAAUGCGGCCAUGCUGGACGUGGUGCAGACGGCGGGCCACAAGAAGCGCGUCCGCCGCAGCUCCUUCCUCAACGCCAAGAAGCUGUACGAGGACGCCCAGAUGGCGAGGCGCGUCCGCCAGUACCUGUCCGACCUGACGCUGGACACCAGCGAGGAUAGCCUGCAGACCAUGUCCCUCCAGUGCGAACCGUCCACCAACACCUUGCCCAAGAAUGUGGGUGACAAAAAGAAGCCCGACACGUCGCCUGUGAUUCCUCGGGCCAACCAGCCGAAGCAGCCGCAGAAAGGUGGCCAGGGCCUGCAGGUGCCUGCUGUGUCUCUCUACCCGUCGCGCAAGAAGGUUCCGGUGAAGGACCUACCGCCAUUCGGUACAAGUUCACCUCAGUCUCUGAAGAAAAUCCUGGCUCUGUCUGAAGAAGCGAGUGAACGGCAAAAAAAGGCACCUGAAGACGCCGUAUCCAGUGCUUCCUCGCAACUGUCCACCCCCCCCACCUCCCCCCAAAGCUCCCCCCGGAAAGGAUGUCCACUGAAGAGAAAUCACGUCAUUAGACGUGUGUCCUUCGGUGACAGGCAGAGACUGUCGGGUGGCAGUCAGCUGAGGUCCCCCCUCUCCAGGCAGUCAGACCUAACCGGCUCCUCCUCUUCCCUCGCAAGUGAGAACAGUAACGGGAAUAACAAUGGUGCCGCAUGGACCUGUGGGAUAGGGUAUUCGUUGGGGCCUGGCGGGGCGGUAGACAACUUGUCAGAUUCGGGCCACAGCGAGAUAUCGUCGCGGUCCAGCCUCGUGAGCGAAUCGUCGCUGGAGCUGCUCAACGAGGAGAGAAGGCAGAGGCACGCGGCCUGUUUGGGUGAUGCCCACCUCGCUGGGUCACGGAUGGAGCGCAAGGCUACCCUGGACCCCGACCAGUACAGCCUCGGGUCUUAUACUUCCAUUCACGAGGGCCGGCAUCUUUACUCGGGGAGCACCGUGCUGUCCUCCCCCAGCUCCGAGGAGCUGACCCAGGAUCAGGGCGACCGGGCGUCCCUCGACGCGGCAGACAGUGGCCGGGGAAGCUGGACAUCCUGCUCCAGCGGCUCCCAUGACAACAUCCAGACCAUCCAGCACCAGCGCAGUUGGGAGACACUGACCUUUGGCCUGCCGCACCUAGACGGCCCUGCAGAGGGCGCUGGUCUGUGGCCCACCGACGCCCCUGCGUACCCAGAACACGGGGCCCGGCCCGGACAGGUGCGCGGCAGCUGCUGGGGUGAGGACUCCGAGGGUGACACCGGAACCAUAAAGCGCCGGGGAGGGAAGGACGUCGGCUCCGACCCGGAGACCAGCAUGAUCUUGGACGCCCCCAGGCAGCUCGGCCGGCCCACUCACUUACCGGCAUCCUCUGGCGCCCCUAAAAAUCUCAUCGUGCGGAAGGACAGCCGGUUCCGGGACCCUCCCCCUACACCGCCGGGCUACAGGGCCCUGACCGAGUUCGCAGAACCGCCAGUGCACCCGGGCCGCAAGCCUCCGGAUUACAACGUGGCUCUGCAGCGCUCGCGGAUGGUGACGCGCUCCUGCGACUCCCCCCAGCCCCCCUCCCGGCCACCCAGCCGGCUCCAGUGGAGUAAGCCCGCCGACGGGGACCCCCGGCACCCCCACUUCCCGUCCCAAGGGCACUCUGCCGAGGAAGAGGAGGGUGAGUCCUUGUCUCCGAAACUUAUUCCUCAGAGGAAGACAAUGGCAUACACACCCGAGACUACCAAGCCGUGAAUUACAGGCAGGCACCAGGCAGAAGAUGAACAAGUGUCUGCAGUCUGAGGAUGGCGCCAUCUAUUGGAAUUUAUGUGCAGCGGUGCCAGGAGUCAGUCUUGGACAGAGUACGGGACAUGGACUGGGGGGUGGGGGAGUUGUCCUCCAACCUUAUCAGAUUGGGGGGAGUGUCCCCCUUCCCCUUCCCUGCCUUAAAUAAGCACGGGGAUUUGAGUUCCCUGCAUGAAAGAUACUGUGAAACAUGGAAAAACAAAACGAAACUUUAAAAAAAAAAAAAA